CCUGCUCACACAAAGCUUGAAUGCAGAGGUUGAAGACGAAAGACUUGCUUUAGAGGAAUAAAUGAUCCAGAAGAGGACUUCUGCUAAACAAAUGUAAAGGUGCUGAUGGACCUCAGUGAGGAAGAGUCAGCCCCUCUGGUGAACAGGGACAGGGGAGGCAGUCUGCGGUCCAGCUCUAGCACUGGUCCUGGUUUACAAGUCCACCUCUACUUCUUCCCAGCAUCAAAGGAUGCGACAACAAUACAUAUAUCCUCUGGCCUCGUCUCUGCGGAGAAUGUCUGCAUCCAGGCAGCCAAAAAAUGUGGAAUCCUACCAGUCUACCAAAGUCUGUUUGCCUUGGCAUCUUCCAAUCUCUCAUUUUGGUACCCUCCAACUCACAUCUUCAACACGGAAGAAAACAUUCAAGUCCAUUUCAGAGUCAGGUUUUUCUUUGGGAACUGGUUUGGGCAAGGACCAAAAACAACCUACCGGUACAGUCUGACAAGGGACAGGAUCAGUCCAGUGCUGGACUACUGUGUCAUCGAUUAUCUCUUUGCCCAGUCACGUAAUGACUUUGUGGCCAGCGAGGCAGGGAUUUCUCCACCACUGAGUGCCCAAGAGGAAUGCCUUGGCCUUGCAGUGCUGGACCUGUGGAGAAUGGCUAAAGAGCGCCACCAGAGUGUAAGAGACCUCUGCAAAACUGUCAGCUAUAAAUCAUGCCUUCCCAAGAUACAUCGUCAUGACAUCCAAAAUCGCAACCGCCUUGAUCGUUACCUGAUCAGAAACUCCCUCAAGGAUUUCUUAAAGAGGCUUGGAUGCUGCUCAGUGGACGAGCACAGCCUGAAACUCAAAUACCUGAUCGAACUUGCCAGCGUUGAGCCUUCUCUGGGAUGUGAGGUUUUCCAUGUGAAUCAUUUUGCCUCCCCGUCAGCCAAAGAGCCAGCUUUCACCGUUGUUCGUGUCUCUGGGGAGGCUGGAAUUCAGACCAGUGGAAACUGUCAGUCUGACAGUGUCCUGGAGUGGCAGACAUUCUGUGAUUUUCAAGAAAUCGUUGACAUCAGUAUAAAGAGGGCAUGCCAUGAGCAGGUUCCUCCUGACAGCAGGAUGGUGACACUGACCCGCAAAGAUGACAGAUGCCUGGAAGUCAAGUUCCAGAGUCUCAAAGAAGCGCUCUCAUUUGUGUCACUUGUUGAUGGUUACUUCAGACUGACCACAGACUCCAGCCACUAUUUCUGUCAGGACAUUGUGCCACCAAGUCUCCUGGAGGGGAUCCAAAACCACUGUCAUGGCCCUAUCACGUCAGAGUUUGCAGUUAACAAGCUGAAGAAGUCAGAAUUUAAAGGUGGCACGUUCCUGCUUCGGCAAAGUCCUAGCAACUAUGACAACUUCUUUCUCACUGUUUGUGUUCAGACCCCACUUGGACUUGAUUAUAAAGACUGUCUCAUUAUUAAGAAUGAGCACUACAGUCUCCCUGGUGUCCAGAAGUUAUUUCCCAGCUUGAGAGCGCUCACCAGAUUUUACCAACACACCAUGCUGCUCCUCGCUGAGGUGCCUGUCAAGUUGGGCUGUUGCUGUCCACCACGACCCAAAGAGCUCACAAAUCUGAUCAUCAUACGGAACAGCAGCUCUGUACAAACCCAUGGGUCGCCACUGCCUGAAAAGAACAAAUUCAGUCAUAUCCAGUUCCACAUGAUCAAAUAUGAGGACCUUAAAUGGGAGGAAAAUCUCGGACAGGGAUCCUUCACUCGGAUCUUCAAAGGAAGCAAAACGGAUAUCUAUGAUGGGGAGAUACGCUCGACUGAAGUCCUGUUGAAAGAGCUCGAUGUCAAUCACAAGAACUGCUGGGAAUCAUUCUUUGAAGCUGCCAGUUUGAUGAGUCAGAUUUCACACAAACACCUCCUCCAUGUCUAUGGUGUUAGUGUUCACGGAGCUAAAAACAUCAUGGUGCAGGAGUUUGUCAAGUACGGGGCCCUUGACCUUUACUUGAAGAGGGGGAGAUCCGUGUCAGUGAGCUGGAAACUUGACGUAGCCAAGCAGCUAGCAUCAGCCCUUAACUUUCUGGAAGAGAAGAACAUCGUCCAUGGAAAUAUCUGUGCCAAAAAUCUGCUGCUGGCCAGGGAAGGUGACCUGUCGCAGGGUAGCUCUCCCUUCAUCAAGCUGAGCGACCCAGGCAUCAGCGUGGUGUUGCUGGGCAAGAAUGUGGUCCUGGACAGAAUCCCCUGGGUGGCCCCUGAGUUGCUGGAGGCCCCGGAGAUCCUGACUCUGGAGUGUGACAAGUGGAGCUUUGGUGCCACUGUGUGGGAAAUCUUCAACGAUGGAGACGCUCCACUGCACGGCUGGGACCUGAAUCGGAAGCGGUGGUUUUAUGAGAGCUGCCAGCAGCUGCCUCCCUCCCAGUGGACAGAGCUGGCUGAUCUCAUCAGUCAGUGCAUGGACUACCAGGCAGCCUUCAGACCUUCCUGCCGCAGUAUCAUCCGACAGCUCAACAGUCUCAUCACUUCAGACUAUGUGAUACUGCACGCCACUGAGCCUGUGGCCCAGAGGGACGGCUUCUGGAGCGCACUUAGCCCCGGCCAGCAGGACCAUACAGUGUUUGAGGAGAGGCACCUACGCUACAUCUCUCCACUGGGAAGUGGGAACUUUGGCAGUGUUGAGCUUUGUCGUUACGACCCACUCGGCGAUAACACCGGUGAGCUCAUCGCUGUGAAGAAGCUGCAGCCCAACAAGCAGUCGACUGUGGAGGACUUCCGGAAAGAGAUCCACACCCUCAGUGUUCUGCACUGUGACUACAUUGUCAAAUACAAGGGGGUUUGCUACAGCAUGGGUCGUCUUAGUAUGAGCUUGGUGAUGGAGUACCUGCCCUUCGGCAGCCUCAUCGUCUACCUAGAGAAAAAUCGACCCAUCGUCAACAACAGGCGCAUGCUACUCUUUGCUUCGCAGAUCUGUAAGGGACUGGAGUACCUGCAGAGCAUGCGUUUUGUGCACCGAGACCUUGCAGCCAGGAAUAUCCUCGUGGCCAGUGAGUCACUGGUGAAAAUCGCUGAUUUUGGCCUGACCAAGAUUAUUCCUUUUGACAAGGAAUACUACCGAGUCACACAGCCUGGAGAGAGCCCCAUCUUCUGGUACGCUCCAGAGUCCAUCACCGAGUCCAGGUUCUCCCACAAGUCAGACGUCUGGAGUUUUGGAGUGGUUCUUCACGAGCUCUUCUCCUACUGCGAGAAAAACUGCAACCCAAAAAGACUCUACAUGCAGGAGAUGGGAAAUGACAUGCAGGGUCCAUCCAUCUCACUGCAUCUGGCCAGUAUCCUGAAGGACAACUGGAGGUUACCUGCCCCUCCAAACUGCCCGUACAGGGUGUACAGUCUGAUGAGGCAGUGCUGGACAUACAGCUUUGAGGAGCGGCCGUGUUUCUCCAGCCUGGGAGAUGAAAUUGAAAGCAUCAUUCAAGAGGAGAGAGACAGGACCUGAGAGGCUGAGGGACAAAACCACACCAUACCAUCUGUUGUCCAGAGAUUCGGUUUGCAAAGGCCACAGCUCUUCAAGCACACAGUAGUGAACAACAUAUACAGUCAUUACAGUCCAGUCUGUAUGAAAUGAAAGGCACAAUGCUCUGGGCAGGGGAAAGCAUGUAUAAAUUGUAUUUAUGAGUUCAAGAGAAACCAAAAUAUUUUGUGAUAUUUAGCUUUCCUUUUUAAUUUCCACAAAAUGAUGUUUGACAUAUUGAGCAGUAAUCACUCCAAAGAAUAUUUUUGCUGUGUCUGACAUCUUGCCUGAAUCUACUUUUAUACUGUAUUAAUGUUAUAUUUGUUAUAUUCUAUACUAGUGCUAUACAGUGCAGUGACCUGCCAUUCCUUUCUUUUUAUGUUUCUGGUCUAUAAUCCAUUGUGAUCCCUGGAAUAUUUACUGUAGUAUGAUUGAAUGAGUAUGAUUAAAUGACUAAUGAGUAUGGUUAAAUGAGUAUAUUUAUGAAUGAAUGAAUGAAUAAAAUUAUUUUAUUCAUAAGGCACUCACACAGAGAUUCAGUUUACCAAGUGAUUUACAGAAAAAGCAUAGUUCACGUGAUACCUACACAAACCAGACAUGCCACUGGAGCAGGUCUCAGACCCAGUUCCCAUUAUCAGAUAAUAAUUCAUGUAAAACAGGGGGAAAAAAUGAGACAGCUGGCAGGUGCUGCUGUUCAGUGCAGCUUCACUCAGCAGAGUUUAUUUGCCAAUAUGCAAAUUGUAUCCUCUUUUCCUCUUUCUAUAUUUUGCUCUUUUGUACUGCAAUGUUAUUUCAUCAAUGCAAAAAACCUAAA
Myripristis murdjan (pinecone soldierfish) is the source of this 4276-nucleotide messenger RNA. RefSeq names its product Janus kinase 3 (a protein tyrosine kinase, leukocyte) (gene jak3). The record is from RefSeq and is a predicted model, not a curated record. Gene Ontology annotation, cellular component: cytoskeleton; cytosol; membrane. Lineage: Eukaryota; Metazoa; Chordata; Actinopteri; Holocentriformes; Holocentridae. The coding region runs from base 106 to 3447 and encodes 1113 amino acids. The transcript is spliced from 24 exons. Gene Ontology annotation, molecular function: ATP binding; non-membrane spanning protein tyrosine kinase activity; growth hormone receptor binding. Gene Ontology annotation, biological process: cell surface receptor signaling pathway via JAK-STAT; protein phosphorylation; intracellular signal transduction.